Pseudozyma flocculosa PF-1 is the source of this 2919-nucleotide messenger RNA. RefSeq lists its product as uncharacterized. The transcript is spliced from 2 exons. The record is from RefSeq and is a predicted model, not a curated record. Gene Ontology annotation, molecular function: DNA-binding transcription factor activity, RNA polymerase II-specific; zinc ion binding. The coding region runs from base 1 to 2919 and encodes 972 amino acids. Lineage: Eukaryota; Fungi; Basidiomycota; Ustilaginomycetes; Ustilaginales; Ustilaginaceae. Gene Ontology annotation, biological process: regulation of DNA-templated transcription.
AUGCCGCCUGCCGCCACUGGAGGCAGCAGCCGGCGCAAGCAGGGCCAGCCUACCGUCUGCCUGGACUGCUACCUGCGCAAGGUCAAGUGCGACCGCAAGCGCCCUUGCUCGACCUGCAUCCGCAGAGGCACCGAGCACCUGUGCAAGACGUUCAGCACCCAGGAGCUUGACCCUGCUGCUCUCAAGAAGAAGCAGGCACGGCGUUCCAUGGCGGAGCUCACGGCCCUCACAGAAGCAGCCGCGGCCUCGGCGAGCGCGGCUGCUCGCGAUGCGCAGCAGGACCCGUCCGAGUCUGGUCGGUCCGACGGCCGGUCUUUAGAUGUGGCGAACCACCACAACGGCGGCGGCGGAAGCAGCAGCAGCGCCUCGACCACCACCGCAGGCGAGUCCCGCGGCGUCGAGGCUCCGCUCACGUCUUUCAUCAACCUGCUGCUGCAGGAUCUGAGCGUCGGCGACGAAGAGUACAGCUCCGGCGGCGGCUCGCCCGGUAGCCUGUCUGGCGCCGGCCCCAGCUCCACCCCGCCUCCCGGGGCGAGCCGCUACAUGGAGCCCAAGACGCUCGACGUGAUCCUCGCCUUCUGCGCCAUGGUGCCGGAUCUGCCGCGGCUGUCGCGCCUCGUCAACAUCUACCUCCUCGACGUCGACUGGAAGUUUAUGCUCACCGCUCAAGACUACUUCGAAGAUUACGUCCGCGACCUCUGGCAGCGGGUCGUGAUGCCGUGCCAGGACUACCACCGUUCGGGCCAGACAGGCGCGACGCUCGAGGCGUGUUUCCGUCCCGGCGACCUGUCCAGGCUGACAAUGCUGGCGGGCUUCCUGUGCGAGACGGUCGAGUGCCUCGAUCCGAUCACCAUCCCGGACCUUGUGCCGGCAUCUGUGUCGGGCACCACGUCGCUCCCCAAGGGCGCCGCGCGGUCUGCCGAGGAGGCCUUCGACGACGCCGCCGCCGCCACGCCCAGGGUGCGGGCCUUGAGCGUCCUGAUCCACCACCUUCAGACGCUCAUCGAAGAGUGCGAGCGGCUCGAUGAGAUGACCGUCGACCUGGUGCAGAGCAACCUGACCGCUUUCACCGUCUGGGCGAGCCAGGGCAUGUUUGGCCUCUCGGACUUCCCGCGGUGGGAGCUCACGAUCCGGGCGGCGCGCGAGUCGAAGCUGUUCGAGGACCCGGAGCGGCUCGGCAUCACCGAUCCGCUGCUGCUCGAUCAUCGCCGCCGCCUCGGCUGGCUCGUCUACGGCUACGACCACUCCUUUGCCGUCGGCGCCAACGUCAAGCCGCUGAUCCUCGAGUCCCAGUUCAGCGUCGAUCGGCCGAGCGAUGCCCCGCCCUGGCUCGCCUCGGGCGUGCCCGCGGACCCGACGCUGGCGCGCUGCGAGGUCGAGGUGGCCGAGAUCGCCAAGCAGCUGGCCAUCUGCAACGCCGCCGAGGGACCGCCGCUGCACCGCAAGGUGAUGGAGGUCGAUCAGCAGAUCCUCAACUUCAUCCGCGGCCUCCAUCCAACCUACGCUCUCGAGCAGCCCGACCUGUCGAUGGACCAGCACGAUCCGUGGCGCUCGCGGCGACGACCGUGGCUCGGGCUCAACCUGUGCUGGCAGCGGAGCAUCCUGCACCGCCAGUUUUUCUUUCCCAACGGCCGCAUCAACAACGGCGAGCUGGCCACCAGCCGGCACAUUGCCAUCGACAGCAGCCUACGAGCGCUCGAAAAGAUCCGCGAGGUCAAGCGCGUGCAGAACCGCUUCUCCGACUGGCAGGGCUCGGCCUGGUACUACCAGUAUAUGACCGAGCCCAGCAUCACGCUGGCGACGGCGACGCUGCUGCUGCUGCGCAGCCGGGGCAAGGGCAUCCCUGGCCUCGCCGACGAGGCGGCCUGCUGGCCGACCGUGUUUCACUUCUGCAAGAUCAUCGACCUAUCGAUUGUCGAGAUCGACCACUCGAUGCAGGACCCGGCCCUCUGCCUGCCGAGCUUCCUCGGCUUCGGCCGGCGUUGCUCGCAGAUGCUGGUGCAGCUGCGCACCACGAUCCAGAGCGGCGUCGAUGCGCUCCUGACAAAGGCCAACGGCGGCGUGGCCAGCGUCGGCCUCCGCUUCGACGAAAAGCUGGCCGGUCUGCUGAACCCCCGGGCCAGGACGCGCAGCCCCUCGCACGACGGCGGCACCACGCGGGAGAGCAUCAGCAGCGCUGGCAGCAGCGGCGCCUCGCCGCGACCCUCGAUAUCGUCGUCGAGCUUUGCGCCGCUCGCUGCUCCUCGGUCUCAGCCGCACCAGGCUGCACAGUGGCAGCCGGGAGAGGCUCGCAACAGCAGCUUCUACGGCAGCGGCGGCGGUGACGAGGGCGCCGGGACCGCAGCCGGAAGCAGCAGCGUGCGAAGCAGCGGAGCCAGCAGCACGGCCAUCUCGCCAGCGACGAUGCAAAACGAGACGUGGUUCGCUGCCGGCGACGCCCCAGCCCUGUUGCAGCCUCCUGCGCACCAGCCGACAUCGGAAGCGCCGCAGCUGCUCGGCCAGCAGUUUGCCUCGCUCGACCAGCAUGGAGGUACCUCCGCUGCGCCGGGCUACCCACCCAACAUGGCGACAGGCCUGCCCGCGCUGUCGACGUCGACCUACGACCCGCAUUCCAACUCCUGGAGCGCUGGCCCGGCCGUCCCUGCGCCGCACCUGUCGGCCGCGGCGUCGGUCGAGAUGCUGGCCCCACUGGACGUCUCGCAGGCCCUCGAUGUAGGCGGUGGCGGCGGCGGGGCCGGCGGCUUGGGAGCCUUUGACGCCGUGCUGAGCCCGACGAACACGAUCUCGUCGAUGGAGCCGUCGGCGCUGCGUUCGUACUACACCGACGACCGGGUGCAGAGGGCGGCACACGAGAACCGCGGGCUGAGUGACUGGAUCGCCGGUGUGCAGUCUGGGGUGAUGCUGCCGCCACCGGGCUGA